Messenger RNA from Thlaspi arvense, 702 nucleotides. NCBI's taxonomy places the organism in Eukaryota, Viridiplantae, Streptophyta, Magnoliopsida, Brassicales, Brassicaceae. The record is from the annotation of a GenBank genome assembly.
GAGGCUCUCAUCAGGUCAAAGGCGGCGGCGAUGAUUCUGUCCCGAGGGGUUUCCUUCACGCCGGUGGCUAGGGCUUCCGACGAGGUUUUGCGACGAUACUUAGAGUUUCGCGGUCUCUCCUCAUCCAAUUGUCGGUCCAGCUCUUCUUGUGUGAGAUGCUCUUCCCUCAAAAGCAAAUCCCCACAAGAAAUCAUUGAGAAAGAAGAAGGGUUCUCGGUUUUGGGAUCAGAAAUCCCGUGGGAAGAGAAGAACGUGUGGAGCACAUUGGCUGUAUACAUCUUCUGCCUGCAUAUUCCCCUCAGUUUUGGGGGUUUAUCCAUCGUUGCCCACUUACUCAACCAGCGGCUUCUUGAUCCUCAGGCCCAAGCAGUGCACAACUCGGAAUUGGAGAAGAUAAUGGAGAGCGGAGAGGUGUCGAGAAGCGGGUGUGUGGUUCUCUACUGCGUCGUAGCUCCAAUCCUAGAGGAGAUUGUGUACAGACGCUUCCUACUGAGCUCAUUAGCGGCGAGAAUGGAGUGGAGGAAGGCGCUUGUGAUAAGCUCAGGAGUGUUUGCAGCAGCUCACUUCUCCGGGGAGGACUCGGUGCAGCUGUUUGGGAUAGGCUGCGUUUUAGGUGGAUGUUACAGCUGGUCGGGGAACUUAGCCUCGUCGGUGGUCGUCCACUCCCUCUACAACGCCUUGACACUCCUCCUUGCCUCUUAG